AUGGAAUCUGAAGGUUCAUUCUCAACAAGUAAAUUGACACUCUCGAAAUAUUUGCAAUCUUGUCCUAAAGCCUUUGAUUACAGGUUUACAGAAGGUGCACAACAGAAAAUAUUAGAAUAUUUAUUUUCAGAGUUCUGGAUAUCUAAUGAAGAAUAUAGAGCUUUAUUUUUUCCAAAUGGGUUCGGAGAAGGUCCUGACGCAUAUAAAUUAAGUUUGGUUCAAGGGGACGAGUACUCUUCAACACAAAAGGGAAGCGCUUGUGGUCAUGUAUUUAGGAAGGGUGAAGGUGUAUAUCGUUGCAGAAAUUGUGCACUCGACGAUACAUGCGUAUUUUGUUCUCGUUGUUUUCAUGCCACUAAUCAUGAGGGACACGAUGUCUCAUUCUCUAUAAAUACCGGAUCUGGUGGAUGUUGUGACUGUGGUGAUCCAGAGGCUUGGAAAAAACCUAUUAAUUGUUGUUACCAUUCAUCAGAUUCAAUUCAAAAAUCUAAAGAUAUAAAUCAAGAUGAACAAAUUCCCCUCGAUCUCCUUAAUUCAAUUCACAAUACUAUUUGUACAGUCCUUGAUUUCAUGUUAAAUACUUUAUCUGUUUCUCCUGAAGAAAUUACUCCACCACCUAAUGAACAAGAAGUAAAACAAGAAGCAGAAUAUGUUGGUCGUAUAAUUAAUGAUACCGAUGAUGAUAUAGAAGAAGAAAAGUUAUUUGCUAUUAUUCUUUGGAAUGAUGAACAUCAUUCUUUUCAAGAUGUAAUUGAUCAAGUAGUUGAAGCUACUUCAUGUACAAAAGAAGAUGCAAGAAGAUUGGCUGAAAGAAUAGAUUCAUAUGGAAGAGAUAUUGUUGAAUUAUCUGAAGACAUUCCUCGUCUUCUCAAUAUAGCGCGAACUAUUUCAUCUAUAGGAUUAGCUGUUACCGUGAGAUCCGCGCGUGAUACUUUCCGUGAAGGGAUGUGUGGUCUUUUCAUAGAUUGGUUAAAGGAUCUUGUAGGAGGAAAAAUAGGAAAAAAUUGUAACUUAUUAAGAGAUAUUAUUUGUGAAGAACUUUGCAAAGAAUGGAAAAAACGUCCAGCAAAAUCUUCCAAGACUAAUAUUCGUGAUUCUAAUAGGAUUUGGCAAGAUGUAUUUAUAGAUGAUGAAAAAUAUUAUCAAACGGAGAAUGAGGAAAUGAUUGAAGAUGAAGUUAUGGCUAUUAUAGAACAAGAAAGUGAUAUUCAAAUCGAAGAUGACAAUUCUAAUGAUUAUAAUCAAUCAACCGAAUAUAAUGGUGAUUAUGAUAUUUCAAUGGAAGUCGAAUCAAAUGAUAUUAUAGAACCUAUGGAAGAAGAUGAAUCAAUAUAUCGCGGAACUAUGUUAAUGCAGACAAUUGAAGAUUUUAAAAAGAAAUUACGUUUAGAUAAAUUGUUACUUUUAGAUUUGAGACUUUGGAAAGAAGCUAGAGCUGGUCUCCGAGAAUUAUAUAUUGGAACUUUGGUCGUCAAUAGAGAAUAUAAAAAGAUUAUGGGUAUUCGAUUUGCUCGCAAUUAUAUAAAACUUGCUAAAGCAUUUCUUACUCCUGAUCGCGAGCCGGAGCAUUCGAUAGUGCUUUUUUCAGUUCAACUUUUCACCGUACCCACAAUUUCUUCAAUUCUUAUCACAGAAUAUAGUUUCCUUUCAACAAUAUUUGCAAUACUUCAUACAUUUUUUACUUCGAACACAGUGGGAGGAGUUAUCAAUCCCCACGCCAAAAUUGAUUGUGAUUCGGAUAGUUUUAAAAAUCGACGAUAUUUUCACGUCUUUCAAGAUUUUCGUUACAUUAUCAGCAAUGAACAUGUAAAGAAGGUUGUCCAAAAAUAUCCUUGUUAUCUAACACAAUAUCUCAAUCUUAUUAGUUUAUUUCAAGGAAUGAAUCCUAAUGUGCGAGCCACACAACAACACGUGGAAUAUGAAAAUGAUAGUUGGGUCAAUGCUUUCAACGUUACUUUACAAAUUGCCAAGAGUUGUCGAUUAUUUUCAGAUUGUUAUGCUGUAAAUACUGAAACCCUUUCAAAUACCAUUCGUACUGUUUUACGAAGACUUUACGAAUGGUGCGCAAGGCGGGAUGAGGAUGAAGAAGAAACUGAUAAAAUGGAUGAAACGAGUGAUGAACAACAAAAGGAAUCAAUCCUUUCUGAAUGGGAAACUUCCACACCUGGAUCAUAUGGACCAUUUGCCAGAAGUUCUAAAUUUUCGGAUGAUGGAAAUGAAGAUAAAGAUAAUAAUUCUCCCUCAUUAAGAGAACCGGAAUUUCAUGAUAUAAUUUUCCCUAAAAAUCCUUAUUACCUUUCAUUUAGGGUUGUUAAAUUCGAGGUGUCUUCACAACGUGUUAGUUUUCAUCAUCCCUUGCACUGGUUUUUGGCAGAACUUUUGGAGCAUGUUGAAUUAUUAGAUGAUGAUAUGUUAUUUCAACAUGGGUUGGGUAAUAAUUUUAAAAACAUGAUAAUGAGAUUCUGUGUAAAAAAUGAAGAAGAGUUAGAUGCUGUGGUUCAAAAAGCGAGAGAAAAAAUUUUGAGCGUUUUUGAUUAUCCUUUGAGAGUAUUGGUCUUAUUGGUGCAGAUUCGUGCUGGAUUAUGGGUUAGGAAUGGUUUCGGAAUACGUGGACAAGGACAUCAUUAUCGAGAAGUAUCACUUCGAGAAAAUACUUAUGAUGAAGAUAUCUUUCUUAUUCAGACUGCUUUCGUUAUUUUAGAUCCAAACUUAGUUCUCGCUACCAUUUUAGAUCGAUUUGAUCUUGUUGAUUGGUUUAACGGCAUAUCUACUCACAAAAUUUAUGAUAAUACUCAACUUAUUUUUAUUUCUGAAGAAUUACUUACUCUUUUAAUUAUUUGUGUAAGUGAGCGAGCAAAUGCGGCUGGAUUAAGUGUUGAACAAGAAAUUAGACGUGAAAUUAUUCAUGGAUUAUGUUUAGGAUCUUUACCAUAUUCUGAAUUAUCAAAACGUAUUCCUGAUCGUCUUACUCAAGAUUCAAGAUUUGAUGGAAUAUUAUAUCAACUUUCUAACUAUCGAUCUCCUGACACUCCUACUGAUCAUGGAAUUUAUGAACUUAAAGAUGAAUACUUUGAAGAAGUAGAUCCUUACUUUGUACAUUAUUCACGUAAUAAUCGUGAGGAAGCAGAGGAGGCAUUGAAAAAUCGAUUAAAGAAAAUGGAUAAUUCAGAUAAACAAAUCGUACCAUUGAUUAUUCCAAAAUUAAUUCCAAUUACUAAAGGACCUUAUGUCCGAUUAGGUAAUCUUUUGCACGCACGAUUAUUGAAUCAAAUUAUUUAUUAUACUUUGUGGCAUGUGAAAACUGAUGAAAAGAUAAAGUCAGAUACAUUAGUGGAAGAAGCACUUCAUUUGAUUAUGUUGGCUCUAUUGGAUGAAAAUAAUGAUAUAGCUCAAGAGAGUAAACGAAAAGGCAAACAAAAAGUGGUUGAUGGAUAUGAAUUAACGACACAUAAUAAUGAUGGUAUUCCCGGAUUUAUGUACUACGCGGUUUGUGAUUGUUUCCCUGAUGUCGGAACCGGAACAAAUGCUAUGAAAACUCAAGGAACAAAUUUAUUAGAUUUAUUAUUACAAUUAUCUAAUGAUGCUAAUUUUAAAGAAUUUCAUACUACAAUAGAAUUUAUAAUAAAUAAAUUUGAACAGUUAGGUAGUGUUAGUGCAAAAUUAGCUAUCGAGAAAUAUCGAGAAAAAAUACGUGUCGCGUUACAAUCAAAAAUUGGACAAGAAAAUGAAUUGUCAGAAUAUGAACGUAAGAAACAGGCAGCAAAGGAAAGGCAAAGAAAAAUUAUGGAACAAUUUGCGAUAGCUCAAAAAAGUUUCAUAGAUAAACAUGAAGAAUUAUAUGAAGAAUAUGAUGAAAUGGAUCAAGAUUGGGAAAUAACUUCUGGUGAAGAUCACUUGAGCGAUGACAAAUCAAAAUCUCCCGAAGUACUUUGGUCAUAUCCCACAGGAACUUGUAUAGUUUGUCAGGAAGAAACCAAUGCUUUAUCUCUUUAUGGAAUGUUGGGAUUAAUUCAACCUUCUAAAUUAUUGCGACGAACACCAUUUGAAGAAAGUGAUUAUGUUUUUGAAGUCAUUAAUUUACCGGAAAAUUUGGACAAGAAAUAUGAUCGCUCUUUUCCAUAUGGUGUCGCAUCAUCGGUUUAUGAAGCUGAGGAGUCAAAAGGAAAUAAUUCUAAUACACCAACACGUCCUUUAUUGAGUAAGGGUUUUCCAUCCAAUUCUUGUCGUGCCGGACUUUAUGCAUCAACUUGUGGUCAUUUAAUGCACGUAAAAUGUUUUGAUACAUAUUUUACGUCAUUGGAACAGAGACACCAUAUGCAAUUAGCAAGGAAUCAUCCCGAAGAUGUUAAGCGUAAAGAAUUCAUGUGUCCCUUGUGUAAAAGUUUGGGUAACGUUAUAUUCCCAAUUAUUUGGAAAACAAAGAAAGAAACAUAUCCUGGAAUUUUAAAGACUCAAGAAGAUUUUGAAACCUGGGCAUGUGAUAAGAUUGGUCCUGGUUUAGAUAAAGUGAAUUCAAAUGUACAUUCAAAUGUACAUUCAAUUUCUUCUUCAGGAUCAAACAAUAUGUCAUUAACUAGUAAUAAUGAAUACCGUUUCUCAUCACCUUAUAAUUCAGGAACAUUUGGCGCAGUACGAGAAUUAGCCAGUAAUAAUUUACCUAUGAAUCUUGCUCAAGUAGCUAUAAAUCAACCUAGACGACGUAAUAGUAGUGGAGCAGGUAGAAUUCGAGAUGCUCUUGCACAAAUUGUUCAUAUGUUAAGAACACCUGCAGCAGCUCAAAAUACUGAAGAAGGUGUUGUUCCUACUGUAACCCUUGAUGAUUUUCCAACACUUUCAGUUGCAUCCUCUAAUACUACUACAACAACGAAUAGAAGUGGUGGUGAAUUAGGAACAUCAGAUGACGACGAUCAAGAGACGAUACGUAAAAUAUACAAUCGAUUUUAUGAAUUAAUACAAAUGUAUAGUCGAGCAGCACCUGAAAUUACUUUUCAAACGGUAUCAAUCAAGUCAGUUGAAUAUAUGUGGGAUUUAUUUGGAUAUACGAUAUCAUGUAUUGAAAUAAGUCAACGAGGUUUUGAUAAUAUAAAUAAUGAAGGAAUUAAGGGGAAGACAUUAAUUGAUAGUAUAAAUACUCAAACAUUAACAUUACUUAGAAUUUUAUCCGAGACAAUACUUACAUAUAUUAAUACGAUGUUAAUUGGUCAACUAUCAGGACCAGUAGUUGAUUCAUCAAGAAAGAUUAAUGGAAUAUUUGGACCAAGUUUUCAAUUUACCAAAGUAAAACCGUUAUUAUUAGAAGAUCCAUUUUUAUUAUUGGUUGAAAUUAGUAUGUUUACCGCCACAGCUGCCGAAUAUGAAAUACAUCAUAUGAUGCGUUUAUUGUUUAUCACGGAAAUAGUGAAAUCAAUAAUUUCAGUAAUUGAAUCAAUAUUUAAUGAAAAAACCAAAUUAUGGAAAGAUGAUAAACGUAUAGAAAGAAAGAUAGAACAAGCCUUCUUUGAAUCAAAAGUGUCACGAGAAUUCAUUAUAUGGUUAUUAAAACAAGUUGGUCAUGAGGAAAGAGAUAUAGAUAAAUUUUUAAAUGAAUUUGAAGAGAAGAAAUUUUGGAAAAUGAUUCGAUCAUUCUGUUUACCAUAUUUAAGGAAAAGUAUUAUUCUAUUACAUUCAAGAUAUGGAGUAGUAUUUCCAAUCACAACAACCAAGACAACAGAAAUACCAUUAUCGAGUAACCAAGAAUCACAAGAAUCAGAAGAAUCAGAAUUUUCAAGGUUAAGUAAAUUACUUGGUCUUCCUAAAUUAGAAGAAGUAUGUACGACGUCAAGUGAUUCUACGUUGAAAUCGAUAAUUUCAGGAUGGUGUAAUCAUUUAUAUACUAUUAGACAAGAAAUAUUACCACCACAUAAUCAAACUAAUGAUGUUCAUGAAGAUCAAGGAUUUUUAGUAUCAAGUGGAAUUAAUUUUCGAAAUAAAUGGAAUCAAAUAGAAGUUAGGGUUAAUCAACCUACAAUAUUUGAAUUGGUAGGAUUACCUAAACGAUUAGAUGCAUUAUUUGAAGAAAGUCUUAAGAAAGUUUGUAAAAAAUGUAAGACAGUACCUCAUGAUCCAGCAUUAUGUUUAUUAUGUGGAACAUUUGUAUGUAGUCAAAGUUAUUGUUGUCAAGAAAAUGAACGAGGAGAAUGGAUUUAUUUGUUAGUUAAAAAAUGUGUAAUACUUUUAUUACAUCUUGAUAAUGGAUGUUUUAUGAGUGCGCCAUAUCUUGAUAUACACGGAGAAGCUGAUUUAGGAUUAAAACGUGGUCGACAACAAUUUCUUAGUCAAAAACGUUAUGAUGAAAUUCGUAAAUUAUGGUUAACUCAUGGAGUACCAAUACAUGUGGCAAGAAAGAUUGAACAAACAUUUGAUUUAGGAGGUUGGCCCACUAUGUAG
Messenger RNA from Diversispora eburnea, 6426 nucleotides. The record is from the annotation of a GenBank genome assembly. NCBI's taxonomy places the organism in Eukaryota, Fungi, Glomeromycota, Glomeromycetes, Diversisporales, Diversisporaceae.